CCAGGGCAGGGCAUGCUCUCCAGCCUUUCUACUUUUUCUUUCCUCUACAUCCGUGUUUUUCCUUCUAGUUCAUUCCAGAGCAGAGCAGUUUUGGAUUUUUUUUUAUGAGCUUUCUUUUUUUUCCUCUCCCUCCUCCUGGUAGCUGGACCGCUGCCAGGGCCAAAGUUUUAUCUAUAGGGAUCUAUUUUUCAAACCAGCCCAGCUGCACGCAGACAGCCUGCGAUUGAAUCCACACUCCUGGGGCAAGUUUAACUCGGGAGAGGAAGAGCAGCAGGAGUGCUGUUUGUGCCUCUCCUUCAGCUAUUCCUGUCAAGAUGGAUUUAUGACUUUAAAAGGCGGGGGGGGGGGGGAAGGAAAAUUGCCUACAGGAGCCAAAGCUUACACCACAGCCCAGCAAAACACACAUAAAGAAGCAGUCGGAUCUCAAGGCAUGAGCAGCAUAAAAGUGGCACCCUGAGAUCUGGCGGAUCCUUGCACAUAAUAUGACUGAUCUUAAGCCUUUCAUCUGCCUUCACAGAGCCGAGCUUUUGGAUUUAAGGUAGUUUGCCCAGGACCAGACUUUGCUAUGUUGGCCAAGACAGUGCUUUCUCUUGGUCUGUGGCUGCAGUUUGCUGUGGGACAGAACACACCUGAGAGAGGUCCCCAGCUGCCUAUUUCCAAUUCAGAGGGGGACCUCCUCUUCUUGCUGGACAGCUCUGGCAGCGUCUCCUACUAUGAGUUUUCCAGGGUUAAGGAGUUCAUGUGGGACCUUGUGCAGCCUUUCACCUUUGGCCCCAGAGAUGUCCAGACCAGCAUCAUCCACAUCAGCACUACGCCCACCAUGGAGUUCCCUUUCAACCGGUACCUGUCUAGCGGGACUCUGCAACAAGCCAUCCGGAACACUCGACAGCUCAUGGGUGACACUAACACAGGCAAAGCGCUCUCCUAUGCCAAGGAGUUGUUCUUCAGUGAUGAAGCUGGAGCCCGGCCAGAUGUGCCCAAAGUGCUGGUUUGGGUGACAGAUGGUUUCUCCACUGAUGAUAUCUCUGAACCCAUGCAGCUCCUGAAGGACAUGGGAGUAACAGUCUUCAUUGUCAGCACGGGACGGGGGAGUUACCUGGAACUCUCUGCUGCCGCCAGCCAGCCUCCUGAGAAGCACCUGCACUUUGUGGAUGUUGAUGACCUACCCAUCAUCACAAAGGAGCUUCGAGAUGCUAUCCUAGAUGUUACCCGAGCAAAUCGGCUCCAUGCAGGAGAUAUCACCUCAAGCAGCUUCCGUCUGAUGUGGCCCAAACUUCUCUCCCAGGAAACUGGCUACUACACCCUAGAGUAUGCCCCAAUAGAUGAUCUAGCAAAGAAGAGGACAAAGCAAGUGUCUGGGGCUCACACGAGCCUCACGCUAAGCAACCUUGCACCGGAAACUACUUACGAGGUGGUGCUCAUUCCUGAAUCCAACGUCCACUACUUCUCUCCUCAGACAACAAGGGUUACUACACUGGCAGAGGAAAUAAGCCCAGCUCAGGUUCUCAUCUCAGAGUCUGGACCACACAGCUUCCACGUUAGUUGGGCUCCUAUGCUGGACAGUGUGAUCGGCUAUCAGAUCCUGUAUGGACCACUCCCUGGGAACUCAGUGAAGCUGCUGGAGGUGGAUGGCGAGCACAACAGCACUGUGGUGGAGAACCUGGCACCCAAUACUACCUAUCUAGUGACAGUGACUUCAAUCUACAAAUCUGGAAAGGAGAAAUCCCUGUCAGCUAAAGCAUGCACUCAGGAAGAGGGCUCCAAAGUGAGGCACCUUCGCUUUGAAGACAUGGGCCCCAAUGCCCUGAAAGCCUCCUGGGACUCUGCCGAUGGGCAAGUCCUUGGUUACAGAGUCAGAUGCCGGCGGCAAACUGGCCCUUCAUCUGUCAUCAGCGUUUCACCGCAGAUCCACAGUGUGCUUCUCACAGACCUGGCUUCAGGCACCACUAACAAAGUGUGUGUGAAGCCCAUGUACAAGAACCAGCCAGGCAAAGGGCUGUGCCGCAUGGUGUAUAUGCAGCCAGCUACAGAGGCCCAAGGAUAUAAGCACAGACAGACAGCAUGACAGACUCUGGAGUGAAGCGAUUCCUGGCAGAGCAAGGAAUCUUGCUUGGACAAAGACUUGGACAAAAAGAAGGGGUCAGGGGAGGAAACCGGGAAGCUUGCAGAUCAUCUCCCAGCCUGCACUGCCCAUUGAGGUGUUCUGGUUAUCAAGUCCAAAGGCUGUCCCUCAGCCAAGUUCUCCCAAAGCUUAAAGGUUUGGCUUGGCUGGAUGGAACAACCAAUCUGACUAAUAGAUCCCAAAUCUGUACCCUCUUUUGUAUAAAUAUGCCUGACAGAUAACAUCCCAAAUGCGAAGUGAUGACUCUUCACUACUGCUUGCUUACUGCCUGUUCUCUAUUUAUUAAAUGUUGAUACAGUUUUAUUUUUGCAGCUCAUGAGCAUGUUCAAGACUCACCUGUUUACUGCCCUGGCCUUUCAUUCUGGGUACCUGUACUCAGAGAAAGUUUACCUGUGGCCAAAUCCAUUCCUGCUGACAACAGCAUUGAAACGACACACUUGACAAAGAGCAGCUUUCCUCUAACUCAUCCAGCGUAUUCAACUGGUGGCUCAAAUUAGGCAUCCCAAAAUUACAGGAUCUCAGGGAUGGAAGGGAAAAGCAUUAGGAGAAAGGAGAAUAACAUAAUACAAAAUGUACAGUAUGCAGAGGAGGUUGGGUCAAAGACACCAGGAUUUCUGAGAAGAGGAAGAAAAGAAGUUGUUAAUCCACUUGACCUUUGGCCAGGACAUGAAGACACUUUAUAAAAGACGUCCUGCCUCUUAUAAAGUGCAAGGACAGUUUAGUGUUCCCAGAUGGUCUUUGGUUUGUGGCAGAGCUUGGUCAGUGAACUCUGAGAAACAGAACGAUAGGGCCAUGCCACGCCAGGGCUGAUGAGCGCUGUCAGAGUGCUCGAGCACAAAAGUGUGCUUGCUGUCUGCCUGCUGAAUUCUUGAGUCCCAUCAACACUGUUCCACUCUCCCUCUGGCACUGGUAUUAAAUUCAUCUGCUACAUACAGAUCCCAGAUGAACUUUGAAGGGUUCAGUUCACCAAAGACAUUUGCCUUGGGAUUUGGCAUCAGUCUGAGAGAGCAGAAAACUCAAGAAAACUUGGGAAUUUGCUUCCCCAGCAGCUUACUCAACUCAGGAGCUCUCAGCCCUCAGCUGAGCUCAAGGAGCAGCAGUGAGUCAAGAAAAGCCAGACUGCAAGACCAGAUAAAGCAGUUAUUUUUGUUUCUCAUUCAAAUACACACCUCUAAACAACAGUGCCUGGACCAUGACCACUGAAUUACUGUGGCAUGCCUGCAGUACCUGCAAACACCUAGUGCAUCUUCAGUGUCUUUGUCCUGGGCUUCCACCCAGUGCUAAGCUUGAGCUACACUUAAAAAUCAGGUUUUUAAGGGAGAAGAGUAAAUCUGAUUCUUUCCCUUUGGCCCCAGGCUUGAACUUGCUGUCACUAAGAGCUACUCUUUGGAAAUGGGAGCUGGAAAUGAAAACCAAACAAACCAAAAGACAAUUUUAACACCUAGUGACAAAGCCAUUGGAGCAGCAUGGUUCCAAAGUUCGGGGCUUAGGGCUGUAAAGAAAUGUAUAUACUUUUCUGGUAACCAAACCCAGCAUCAGUGGGAACAUCUUCCCUCAGUAACCAUUGCUCUAUUUUAAAUUUAUUGCUUAUUUGUCCUACACGUGGAACUUUUUUGUUAAAUCUGCGUGGUAUGUUGAAGAGCCCCCAUGUAGCGUCACUCCAUCCCGCAAACCCUCCGUUAGCUCUGCUUAUGGACAUCUUACAACACCUCCUUUCGGAGCUGAGAGGAAGUUUGUCACUGACCUUGUCUCCUGAGUGCUGAAUUCAUCAUGUCUAGGUUUAUGGAGCAUUUGCCUUGGUCUGUCUUCUUGUUCAGGAGGAAGGAAUAGGAGGGAGGUGAGUCAUUCAUUAACCCAAAAUAAGAUUUUAUAUGAUCUGUGUUCUCAUUUGGAAUGUGCAUUUGUGACUGAUCAAACUUAAUGGGGACUCCGUGCUGAGGGGAAGAUAAAGCCUCUGGAAUUUCUCAUGCAAUAAGAUAGUCUUGUUUGUUCUUGCUGUAGGACAGAAAUUAAUUUUGCACAACUCCCUGCAUAGUUUACUAAUACAUUAAUGUGUCAUUCCACCCCAACUGUAAUGCAUCCUUUUGAAGACAAUUAAAUAUACAAUACAAGAGCUA
Molecule: messenger RNA, 4239 nt
Organism: Phalacrocorax carbo (great cormorant)
Lineage: Eukaryota; Metazoa; Chordata; Aves; Suliformes; Phalacrocoracidae
Source: RefSeq, a predicted model, not a curated record